This is a messenger RNA of Eutrema salsugineum, 545 nucleotides long. RefSeq names its product gibberellin-regulated protein 7. The transcript is spliced from 2 exons. The record is from RefSeq and is a predicted model, not a curated record. The coding region runs from base 78 to 401 and encodes 107 amino acids. Lineage: Eukaryota; Viridiplantae; Streptophyta; Magnoliopsida; Brassicales; Brassicaceae.
ACCACCAAAAAAAAAAAAACUCGGUAAUUGCUAACCAAACCAUCCUUGAGUACUUAAGAAAACUAAAGAAAAUAAACAUGAAGAUCAUUAUCUCCAUAUUGUUUGUAGCCUCACUUCUUCUUAUCAUUUCAUCUCUUGCUUCGGCUACUGUCUCAGGUGGUGGUGGUGGCGCGGUAGCUCCCGCGCCGGAAUUGAAAGAUGGAGCGGCGUUAGAGAAAUGGUGUGGAGGGAAGUGUGAAGUGAGAUGCAAAAAAUCAGGGAUGAAGGAUAGAUGUUUGAACUAUUGUGGGAUAUGUUGCAAAGAGUGCAAGUGUGUUCCUUCAGGAACCUAUGGAAAUAAGGAUGAGUGUGCUUGUUAUCGUGACAAGCUCAGCAGCAAAAUGACUCCCAAGUGUCCUUGAUUCUACAUCUCGAUCAAUCUCCAUUUCUAAAUAAUUAAAUAAGAGAGAUCUGGUGAUCUUUUGCUUAUGAGUUUGGGUUUUUUUUGUUUGUAAUUCCUGGUGAUUCGACUGAUUAUCAUGUGAAGUUAUAAGUCUAUCAAACAA